CACCUUGCACUUCAGUUUUCUGAGGAACCUGUCUGGCAUUGCAGCUUCCUUAUUUACAGUGCUAUUUCACAGGCUCUCCGUCCAGCUGCUGUUCAUUUGCCCAGAGGCAGCAGAGAAAACUUCCCAGAGAAAUGGACCACAAUCAGGAUGAUGCUCCUCUGGCUGGAAGCCGGGCAGGCAGUGAGGAGGCCCUUGUUACCCAUGCAACACCCGGAGGGGGCUCCAACAGCCGUGCGCUGAAGGUGGCGGGGCUGACCACCCUGGCGGUUCUGCUGCUGGCCAGCCAGGUUUUCACCGCCUACACCGUCUUUAACCAGAAGUCCGAGAUCCACAAGCUGCAGAAGAAUUCAGACAACAUGCGCAGAGACAUAGCCCGCAAAGUCCAGGUGGCUCCGAUGCAGAUGCACAUGCCCAUGAGCAACCUGCCCCUGCUGACGGACUUCGACUCUGAUGACGACUCAAAGACGAGCGAGACAUCCUUGGCUAAGCAGCAGGACACCGCCACUGUUGAUGUGGAGAAGGAGGUGAAGGAUCUCUUGCAGAAUUCCCCGCUGCCCCACUUCAAUGAGACCUUCCUGGCCAACCUGCAGGGCCUGCAGAAGCAGAUGAAUGAGAGCGAAUGGCAGAGCUUUGAGACCUGGAUGCGUUAUUGGCUGAUCUUCCAGAUGGCCCAGGAGAAGCCCCCUGCACCUACACCAGCCGUGACCAUGACCAAGUGCCAGAUGGAGGCGGCUGCAAUUCAAGGCGUGAAGCCCGGUUUCUUCAAGCCCCAGUGUGAUGAGCAGGGCCGCUACAAGCCCAUGCAGUGCUGGCACAGCACCGGCUUCUGCUGGUGCGUGGACAAGAACGGCAACCCCAUCGAGGGCACCAGCAUGCGUGGCAGACCUCAGUGUACAGGCCAAGUGCCUCGCCGCAUGAUGGCUGCCCCCAGGAUGAUGCAGCUGAAGUCUUACAGCAAGGAUGAUGAGAACUAAACCAACGUGGCUGGUUGUCUCUCUUCAUCAGGCAGUCUCAGCAGACACAUCAGUAUCUUCUCACAGGCACCCUUUCUCAGUAAUGCUGUUUGUGAUUCAUUAAUCAGCGCUAUUUAAUCUGUGAAAUUUAGCCUUAUUACUAUUCUCAUUUUCAUGAAAUGAAAUUAACAGAAGCCUGUUACAUUGAGUUCUGUUUUUCUCUUCCUUAAUAGGCUUAGUUUGAGGUAUUUGGUAUAUGGUAUAUGGUAUAUGAUGCGGCAUUUGAGUGUUCAACCUGUGUGACCGUAUACAGCCUUGUGUUGAAGUGAUUUCUUCACAGUGUUGAAUGAGAGAGCUAAAUAAAGUAUGCUGCUUCCCUAACAGCUUAAAACUAAUUGUGAAAUGAAUUUUAAAGCCAGCACUGAAAUAAACCUGAUCAGCUUGAGCAUACCUGAUUAGUUAUGGCGAAUUUGCUCGCUUCUUUUUGGGGUGGUGUAUGUUUAAAGUAUGAGAUUUUGUUUUGUUUUUCUAUCUACUGACAAUGAACUGCAGUCAAUUAACAGAAUAACAAAAUAUGCAUUGUGCUUCGGUGUAGCAGAACAGCUGCCGAUGUUUUGCCGCAGCGCAGGAAUGAGCAGAAAACCCUAUUUAAUAAAUAAGCUUUUUAGCCUCUUG
This is a messenger RNA of Myripristis murdjan (pinecone soldierfish), 1628 nucleotides long. RefSeq names its product CD74 molecule, major histocompatibility complex, class II invariant chain a (gene cd74a). Gene Ontology annotation, biological process: immune response; intracellular protein transport; antigen processing and presentation. The record is from RefSeq and is a predicted model, not a curated record. Gene Ontology annotation, molecular function: MHC class II protein binding; cytokine receptor activity; macrophage migration inhibitory factor binding. Lineage: Eukaryota; Metazoa; Chordata; Actinopteri; Holocentriformes; Holocentridae. Gene Ontology annotation, cellular component: membrane; cytoplasm; cell surface. Bases 132 to 974 code for a protein of 280 amino acids. The transcript is spliced from 9 exons.